Molecule: messenger RNA, 1314 nt
Organism: Glycine soja
Lineage: Eukaryota; Viridiplantae; Streptophyta; Magnoliopsida; Fabales; Fabaceae
Exons: 7
Coding region: 193-1104 (303 amino acids)
Source: RefSeq, a predicted model, not a curated record
GGAUUCGGCCAAUCAAUAGUGUUUCAAUAAUUCCACGUCAUUCUUGGCUUCCGUGGGACCCUCCACAAUCGCCACGUCAGCAGGCGCAAAUUAACGUGUCUGUUACAUUUCGCACUCAAUACCCACUACUGCACCGAAGGGAAAUUUUGAUAAAGAAGAAGAAAAGGGUUUUAGGUUAGGGGUUUGGGGAAAAUGGAAAGUGGGAGAAUUAGUAGUGAGAAAAAUGCGAUUCGAAUUGAGAAUCCAUUUAGUUUGAAAGUGGGUCAGGUGUUUACAGGUUUUGGUAUCGGCUGCGGAGUCGGCAUCGGCGUUGGCCGCCCUUUAAAUUUGGGUGCAAUACCUAUGUUGAAUCAAGUAAUGAGUGCCACCAGAGGUGCCACCGAUGCAUUUUCUGGUGUUAGCAGGCAUGUCAAUACUUCUUUGAGGAAGUUGGGAGCCAAGAAUAUUGAAGUUGGUAUUGGAUGUGGGGUUGGUUUUGGUCAUGGUUUUGGAGUUGGUCUUGCUGUGAAACCAGUGGUUUUGAAUCAAAUUCAAUCUAGUCUUGUAGAUGUAAUGACAAAGGUGAUGACAAAGAUUGGACUUAGUCCAAAUUUACCCUUUAGUCAGGAUGCAUUUCCACCAUCCUUGCAAAGUGCUGCAAGCACAGUCAAUACAAACCAAAGUUCUGCUGGAAGCAUGAUGCAGUUGGCAACUAAAUCAGUUGAUCAAGUAUCUCAAGGCCUGCCAGGGUCUCGACCUGUGCAAAUUGGUUCAGAAUUUGAAAAUAAUCCAUUGAGAGUCACUGCGGUUGACUCUGCAUUUGGCAGCCGGACUGAGAAGGUCAUUAGCAACUUUUUGCAAAAUCCACUAUUGAAGGGAGAAGGAGGAGGACUUGAUGAAGCAGUUGGACGUUUGCAGUCAGAAAGGACAAUGCUUCAGAUGGUUUUGAAACACCAGCAAAUCAUUGAAGAACUUGUGGAGGAAAAUGAGAGGCUUCGCCGGAUACUAAUGGAGGACCUGAAAAUACCAUCUAGCAAACUUGAAGCAAGUUCUUCAGGUAGAAAUAGAAAUAGGUCUCCAUGUACUGAUUGUUUUGAGUGCCGAAGAAAACAAAGAAAAAAGUAGAUUAGUAAUAUUCGCAAGUGCUUGCAUGCUAAAGGGUCUCCCCGUUAUCGCGCUUCACUGCAUUUUUUGGGUUUUGUUCGUUCUAGUCGGCAGAGGCAUGCAGUACCUCUGCUAAUUUGAGUUUAAGGUCAUCAUGGAUUACGAAUUUCCGGCGAUUACAAUUUAAUGAGUUAGUAUACAAUGAAAUGGAAUUAUUAUUUCUUAUAUAAA